Molecule: messenger RNA, 6829 nt
Organism: Melanotaenia boesemani (Boeseman's rainbowfish)
Lineage: Eukaryota; Metazoa; Chordata; Actinopteri; Atheriniformes; Melanotaeniidae
Gene: sik2b
Product: salt-inducible kinase 2b
Exons: 15
Coding region: 383-3187 (934 amino acids)
Biological process (GO): intracellular signal transduction; microtubule cytoskeleton organization; protein phosphorylation
Cellular component (GO): cytoplasm
Molecular function (GO): ATP binding; protein serine/threonine kinase activity; tau-protein kinase activity
Source: RefSeq, a predicted model, not a curated record
CAACCAGAGAACAUGAUGCCUCUUUGCAAGUCAACUAGUGUGCUCUGUAGCUGAUAGAGGUACCUCAAGCUGAAAUAUUAUAGCCCUAUUGUACCGGAGAACGUGGUGUGACAGCCCUCUGGCUCAGCAAAUGGCCUGCCUCGUACCGCUGCACUGACGGAAAGUGCCGCCACAUUGGCGUUCAAGCUGGCAGGGCGACACAGAAAUCAACUUUGUCUAUUUUUAAUGGACAAGCUUCGAACGGCGGCGGCGGCGGCGGGCGGUUUGUUUUCCUUUCGUCUUUAUCGCUAGCUGCUUAAGCAAGCUCAUUGGAGACCCCGCGUGUGUCUCUGCCCGGCUGGCUACCUCCUACUCUCACACAGACAGUCCCAUUUAGAACAGCAUGGUCAUGGCUGACAGUGUCCAAAAACCGCUGAUCCGGGGUCCGGUCCGAGUGGGCUUCUACGACAUCGAGCGCACUUUAGGAAAGGGCAAUUUCGCUGUUGUGAAGCUGGCCAGACACCGUAUAACCAAGACUGAGGUGGCCAUUAAGAUUAUUGACAAGACCCAGCUGGAUGCUGUGAACCUGGAGAAGAUCUACAGAGAGGUUCAGAUCAUGAAAAUGCUGGACCACCCCCACAUCAUCAAGCUCUACCAGGUGAUGGAGACAAAGAACAUGCUUUACUUAGUCACGGAGUAUGCCAAGAAUGGCGAGAUAUUUGACUAUCUGGCAAAGCAUGGCCGUCUCAGUGAGCUGGAGGCCAGGAGAAAGUUCUGGCAGAUCCUGUCUGCGGUCGAAUACUGUCACAACCGAAACAUCGUCCACAGAGAUCUGAAGGCAGAGAAUCUGCUGCUAGAUGGCCAUAUGAACAUCAAGAUUGCAGAUUUUGGAUUUGGAAACUUUUUCCAGCCUGGGGAGCCUUUGGCCACUUGGUGUGGCAGCCCACCUUAUGCUGCUCCAGAGGUAUUUGAGGGACAACAAUAUGAGGGUCCACAGCUGGACAUCUGGAGUAUGGGGGUGGUGCUUUAUGUUCUGGUGUGUGGUGCGCUACCCUUUGACGGGCCCACUCUGCCUGUACUCCGACAGAGAGUCCUAGAAGGAAGGUUUCGGAUCCCCUACUUUAUGACUGAAGACUGUGAGCACCUGAUCCGCAGAAUGUUGGUCUUGGAUCCAUCCAAGCGUCUUUCUGUGGCCCAGAUUAAGGAGCAUAAAUGGAUGACUCUGGAUGUACCAGUACAGAGGCCUGUCCUGUACCAACAGCCACUGUCAGCUGAGGGUGAGGCGGGUGUAGGGGAAUACAGCGAGCAGGUUCUUCGUCUGAUGCACAGCCUUGGAAUCGACCAGCACAAGACUAUAGAGUCACUGCAGAACAAAAGCUACAACCACUUUGCUGCUAUUUACUACCUGCUGGUGGAGCGGCUCAAGGCCCAUCGCUGCAGCUUCCCUGUCGAACAGAGGCUUGACGCCCGUCAGCGACGACCUAGCACCAUUGCCGAGCAGACGGUCAUCAAGUCAACCAGCGGUUCAGCCCAGGUGGGUUUGCUUCCACAGGGUGUUCGUCUGUUGCGCUCUCCUGCAGUUCCCCAAGCCUCCUCCGACGCUUUCACCUUCCCCCAGACUCCUUGUCUUCUGGAGCAGAAUUUCAUGGUGGAGGAUGUAAACACACCUAAGGUGAAUGGCUGUUUGCUGGACCCCCUCCCUCCCCCCACUGUCCUCCGCAAGUCCUCCACCUCGUCGCCUAGCAACAUGAUGGAGACAUCGAUUGAUGAGGGCAUCGAAACUGAGGAGCCCGACGCAGAGGAUGAUCCACCCCACCUGCUCUCGCCCUAUCAGACUGCUAGAUUUGGCCAGCGGCGGCACACCCUGUCUGAGGUCACCAAUCAGCCAGGUCCUUCAAACCAAGGUAAAUUAUUCACUCUCGGCCACAACCCCUCUAUGGGUAGCGUGGACUCGGAUAUGGGCUAUGAUAUGGGCUCCAUGCACAGUGACCUCAGUCUGCUAGAGGAUCCCCCCUCCCUCACUGAAGUGGUACCAGCUAACAGCUCUGCCCCUGGCGUCACCCCAACACCUUUCCUGAAUGCUAGGCCUGCUAACCCAGCAAUGGCUGCCCUGACUUCUCAGCACAGGGAGACGCACAACCGCUCCCCCAUCAGCUUCAGAGAGGGACGCCGCGCCUCAGACACCUCCCUAACCCAAGGUCUGGUUGCAUUUCGGCAGCAUCUCCAAAACUUGGCGAGGACCAAAGGCAUCCUGGAGCUCAACAAAGUCCAGAUCCUGGUGGAGCAGAUGGGCACUGGGGAAGGGGCUGUCAUGGGCCCUCUGGGACCACAGCACCACUUGCACAACCUCCUGGAGGGUGAGGCAUGCAAGCAGCAGGAGGGCCUAGCUUUAUACCAAGGUGCACUGCAGCCGCCUCUCUUGUCCCGCAGACAGAGUUUGGAAACACAGUACCUCACUCACAGACUACAGAAGGCCAACGUCUUGGCCAACAGUCCUGCUAGCUGCCAACUUUUCUGUAAGGAGACUCCUCGAAGUUUAGAGCAGCAACUGCAGGAACACAGACUGAACCAGAAGAGGAUGUACCUUCAGCAGCAGUCGCAGGGCAUGGGACUUCAGACCUACUUCAACCAGAUGCAGAUAGCUGAAGGCUCCUACCCCACAGGCAACCCUGCUCUGGAUCCAGCAGCGCCUCAAAAUUCCCCUCAGGGCCCCUCAAUGUCAGCCACCCACCAACCUCAGCCCCAGCAGCAAGGCAGCCCUCAGGCCUCACCUCCAUUUAGCCACACCCAUAGCUUGAGCCCACUGUUGGAGCCAGGUGAGGGCCUGGUUUAUGAUCCUUACUUGAGCCAUCACCACUACACCCAACACUUGCCUCCUGGAGCUCACCUCCACCACCAGCUCCACCAUCAACAGCCUCAUGAGGUUUCUGCUAGCAGCCUGGGCUUCAGCUAUCCUGCAGGCUGUGAGCAGCAGGUUCUGGGGCCUUCCACUGAGGCUCUUCUUUCAGAGCAGUACGAGUUCUCAAUGGACUCCACUUUGCUGCCUCAACCUACCUCAGGAGAGGCUGACGGCAGAGUCACAGCUGGACUUCUGCCCGGUUCAGUGCAGUCAGACAGUGUGGGGAUGCCUGAGCUGCAGGAAUCCCUCCUGGACAGUGAGAUGAUGGAGACCGUGGACUCGCAGCAGGGGUUUGUACUGGUCAACUAAAAAGAGCUGAAGGGGUGAUUAAACAGCAGUAUUAUGCAAUGAGAACAUAAACAGCAUUGAGAGCAGAGAGGGCGGAGAUAUCAGUGGAGGCCAUAAGUGUAGCAACAGGGAAGGAAGUGUUAACUUUUGUACAACUAAUACAAACUUAAUUUCUUAGUUGUAAUAAACCUCAACUUUUCUACCAAAAUCCUCCCUUAACUGGCUUCCCUUUCUCCCACUACUCCUCUGUUCUCGUUCUCAUCUGCCCCAUGAGGCAGGAACAAGCCAGAUGUGUGGCACAACAUGAGCCACGUCGUGCUGAUUUGGCGAAGCUGCAAUUGUCGUUGCGCCGCCUGUGAAGACUGCGUCUUGCAGCCUAGUGGAAGGGGAGGGGGAUGCUGCACAUCCUGACAGCUGCUAGCGUGCAGCGUUUUACCUAGAAAUGGUUUUAAAGUAACUAAUUUAGGACUUGCUGAAUGGUAACCAAAAGCACAACGGCUGGCAGUGCUUUUUGUAUUUCAGAUAGGAUGCUGUCAACAACCAUAAACUGGUUAUAAAACACUUCUCUGGAAGGUUUUCUUUUUUUUUUUUUGGUUUUUUAGUAUUUUCUCAAUUUACAGUGGUUGACUAAACAACUGAGAAAAUGUAAACAGCCCUCAUUUAUCAUGGUAAAAUCACCACAAAUAUUUUUCGGUUGUUGUUGUUAGUAACUCUAUUUUGCAAAGGCAAACCUGAUGCUCAUGCACAGGUUUCAACACUAUUGCCUUGAAAGAAGCACGUUAACUUUUGUAGUUGCUGAAACAAAUGUGCUAAUAGAUGCUACAGUGGUAAACGUUUGCAACUGCAAGCCAUUUUUCAGUUUGAAGAGAGGAAAGGUGCGGGCGUUUUGACUUUAUUUUUUCAUCAUUUCUAACUACUGAUCUUGAUUUGUUAAAAUAAACUACUGAUUGCAUAUACUUUCCAGGUUUCAUUACACUCAACUCAAUUAAGAUAAUAACCAAUUUUUGCAGACAGAAAGUCUGCACAACGAUUUAAAAGUGGGUCAUGCGUUUGCCUGAUAAAUGAGGGCUGAUGUGAUUGAUGUGAUAGGUUGAGAAGUUGCUGUGUUAAACUGUCAAUAUUCUGUUUCUGUGGCAAUACUGAAGCAAUAUUAAUCCUUAAUGGGGAGGGAUUGUGAAUGGAAGCCUCACCUGAAUAGCCAACUCUGAUUGGUUCACAGGGACCUCUGAGUCGUCAGCAGUGGCUGAUGAUGUAACCAGAAGAUAAUCUGUCAGACAUUUGCCCUGGAAGUGCAGGGAUCAGCCCAGAGAUGGCUGUAUGGAUGCUACUGUGCAAAAGUUUGAUUUCAAAAUUAUUUUUAUUAAACAUUUUUUUUCUUCUCAAGAAAUAAUUCCAUACACACUAUUUAUCUGUGUACUUUAUAUAGUGGAGUAAAUGUCAAACAUCUAAAUCAAAUUAAUGUAUGAUGUGAUGCAAGCGCCUUUUGCCUUCCGAGCAGCACCAGUUCUCCUCCAUACAGUUUUUAAGGUACGUCUCAGAGCAUCUGGGUCAGUGCUGCAAAACCAAUAUGGGACCGAUGAGGCGUGGCCCUGCGUCUGUUUAGAUACAAAAACAAAACCUCUAAAUUUCUCUAAACUUUUGCACAGUGUUGUGUGUGGAUGUGUGGGUAGAUGUGUGUGAUUGUAAUUGUUUUGUUUGCACAAUUCAGCAUUUUUUUUGCAUCCAUUUUCAUCAUUUGUUGUAAUUACUGAAAAAAGACACUGUACUGACUGCUUUUUUCACAGCUUUAUUCAAGACUAACUGUGUGAUUUUUUUUUUUUUUUUUUUUAUUAAUUCUAGUUUACAUCCUCACAGCUCCAGUCAUGCCUCUGUUUUGUCUUAUUGAUGAAUUAUGUUUGGUCUGAUGGAAUGACCCCCCUAAAGAUUCCCUGCAUUGUAUUUCCUGAAUGAAUGUCUCCUCUCUGACGUUGGAAUAAUGGAACGAUAAACGUCACAGGGUUGGGGUAAGAUUACUGGGUUGUGACCAUCUGCCAGACUGCAUGACCUGCAGUGGUCAGGGUUAAACUGUCGGAGUGUUUAUAGUCCGAUUAGUCUGCAGAUGAGGCGAUGGCUCUCAUUUUGUAAACUUGACUGAGCACACAUCUCAAGAGUUCACAGAUAUUAAAGGACAGAGAUGGUUAGACUAGAAUUCCAUGCAGUAGUUGCUGUUAAACAGUCUAUAGUGAGAAGAAAAUGUGGACCAACGGUGGCUGCGGUCCUGCGCAAGACUUAAUGGGGAAAAUUCACCCUGGAAUGCUUUUUCACAACUGAUUAGAAUUACAGCUAAUAAUUUAAUCAUCUGCGGCUUAUUUGAUAAACUAGUUGAUCUGUCUGACCUACAGUCAAAAAUUGUCUCAUGGAAGAAAAUUUUAGUCAUUUUAUCAGGAUAUUACCACUGCUGGCUUAAUAAAUCACUGCGUUGAUUUCAGAUAACUGAACAGGCAGUGAUACAAAGAAAUUGAGCAACAGUGGCCUCGGUAGACCAGAAUGCAUUGCAGACCUGUUGCAAAACUGGCUGGAAUGCAGUUGUAUUUAUCGUUCCACCCUUCAAUUUCCAAAUAAUCAGCUCACUGGGUAUGUUUAUAUGGUCGUACACCCACAUUUUAUUAACAGAAAUAAGCUCACACCCAGUUUGUGGGCCAUGUCGAAACUAUCCAUUUGAGAGAAAGGACUAAGUGUGUGAGGCUUGGUUGAAGAUGAAAUGAUUAUUCUGGGCGUUAUAGAGCAUUAAAUUGUUAGCACUGAUGUCGUAAGAGCAUUAAAGUGUGGGUUUUGCCUUUGUCGAUGGUCAGGCUUAAAGACCUACAGGAUGAUCUGUGGAAGUUGAAUACUGGAGCACUUUGACAACAAGGGGAAGAAGAGAUGUAGCGAGACAGGAGGAGGUGAUUGUGGUGGAGAAAGGUGGAGGUUUGUAUUGCUCUGCCGUUUCCUGGCAGAUGAAACGAACCGCAAUCUGCCAGGAAACACCUUUCUCCUCUCUCUUCCCCACCAAUAAUGGACACAAAACAAAUUUCUUUCAAAGAAAGACCAGACAUAGUAACGCUUUAUUUGAUUGUUGAUUUUUAAUCCAAGAAAAAGUAACACUUUUCAGUUUAUUUUGAUGAGUGUUCUUUGUACAGAGUAGGGGUGUAGUGAAUCCUCAGUGCACGCUCAAGUUCUGCUGUGGAAAAUCGUGUUGAAUAAUGUUCAGUGUGCCUUUUACUUUUCAUAUUUUCAGACUUUGAAUAGAACCAAUAUUCCUGGUUGAACCCUUCUGUCAUUUAUUUUAUUAUGGUUAUUUCCCUGUUUUCUGUAUUUUUUUCUCUUUUUGUCUGGAAGUAGAACCAGGUUUUACAAAGGUACAAAACCAAAGUCCCUCAGAAGUUUCCCUGUACGACCCACCGUGUGGAGUUUUGGAGCUUCUUUGUCAGUUUCUCUACUGUGCUUUUUCUUUUUCUUCUUUUUUCUUGUUGGUCAAUCAGUGUAUGCCAUUUAAAAGUAUUAUAGCAAUAUCUCUAGUUGAAAAUUAAAGUCAUGAAGAUUCUAGUGGUUGUGUUUCCAAGUAUCAUAAUUUCACUUCCUGCUGAUUUAAAAAAGAAAAAAAAAAAAAAACAAUAGAAAUCCAAUUUUAUAUUUACCUUCAUU